CCGAGGGCCGGUGGCGGGGCUGCGGGCCUUUAUAUAAAGGGGUGUUUUUGUGUCGUUGCAGGCAGCUCGCGAGGAGCCUUCCUGCUGGCGAACGGGGCAGCCUUCGCAGCGCUCCCCGCUGGGGUGCGUUUGUUGUUCGGAGCGGGCUGACGUCGCUCCCGUUCCUUCCUCCCUGCAGCGGGGGUAACCGAGCCGCUUUCCGAGCCGCCGCCGCACGCCGGCUUCGUGUGUGCCCCGAGAUUGCCGUCGGCUCCUUUUCUUCUGAGGCCUUGCUGAGUUUUAAUUAUUUGUAGGUUCUGGUGGUUGUAAAGUAAUUUAAGAUGUUUGUACCGCUCGGUUUUAACUCGGUAAUUGACUCUUGUGUUAGGAGACGUUGGUUGGGAAUGGUUAAAUGUCCAAAGAAUUGGAUUGUUUAUGGAUAAGGGCUGUUUUAUUUGACUACUGUGGGCCUGCAACUUUAAACUUGCAUCUUUAUUUUAUUUAUUUUUUCUCAUCCUGUGCUUUUUCUGUGUUAUGGCUGCUGCAACGAUAGUUCAUGAUACAUCAGAAGCUGUAGAGCUCUGUGCACCCUGUGGGUUAUACCUUAAACCCAUUACAAAAAUGACCAUCAGUGUGGCACUUCCUCAGCUGAAACAACCCGGAAAGUCCAUUUCGAACUGGGAAGUGAUGGAAAGACUGAAAGGGAUGGUGCAAACCCAUCAGUUUUCCACUCUACGGAUUUCCAAAAGCACGAUGGAUUUCAUCCGGUUCGAAGGAGAAGUUGAAAACAAAAGUUUAGUCAAGUCUUUCCUUGCGUGCCUCGAUGGCAAAACAAUCAAGCUGAGUGGCUUCUCUGACAUUUUAAAAGUUCGUGCUGCAGAAUACAAGAUUGACUUUCCUACCAGGCAUGACUGGGAUUCGUUUUUCCGUGAUGCAAAAGAUAUGAAUGAAACUUUGCCAGGGGAAAGGCCGGAUACCAUUCAUCUAGAAGGCUUACCUUGUAAGUGGUUUGCAGCAAAGGACUCUGGCUCAGAAAAGCCAAGUGAAGAAGUCCUUACGAAAGUUUUCCAGAAAUUUGGAGAAAUACGUAAUGUGGACAUACCCAUGCUGGACCCUUACAGAGAAGAAAUGACUGGCAGAAAUUUUCACACGUUCAGCUUCGGAGGCCAUUUAAAUUUUGAAGCUUAUGUUCAGUAUCGGGAGUAUGCAGGUUUCAUUAAAGCCAUGAAUGCCCUGCGAGGGAUGAAGCUGAUGUUUAAAGGCGAUGAUGGCAAGGCUGUGGCUUGCAAUAUAAAGGUUUCUUUUGACUCAACAAAACACCUCAGUGAUGCAUCAAUUAAGAAGCGUCAGCUUGAAAGGCAGAAGCUUCAAGAGCUUGAAAAGCAGAGAGAAGAACAGAAACGCCGGGAGAAGGAAGCUGAGGAAAAACAAAGAGAGGAAGAAAGGAAGCAGAGAGAACUUGAAGAAUAUGAGAGAGAGAGAAAAAGAGAAGAAAAACUGCGCAAGAGAGAACAGAAGCAGAAAGAUCGUGAAGUUCGACGAAACAAAAAGCAGCUUGAGAAACUUCAAGCUGAAGAACAGAAGAAACUUCAAGAGAAGAUAAAGUUAGAAGAAAGGAAGCUCCUGUUGGCACAGAGAAAUCUUCAGUCCAUUAGGCUAAUUGCAGAACUGCUAAGCAGGGCAAAGACAGUAAAGCUUUUGGAACAAGAACAAAAUGAAGAAAAGAUCCGUCUUCAGCAACUAGAGGAGAAACGAAAGCUUCAGGAGGCUGAGCUCAGACGUGUGGAAGAAGAAAAAGAAAGAGCACUGGGGUUGCAAAGAAAAGAAAAAGAACUGAGAGAGAAACUACUGAACAAUCUUCUUAGCAAGAAAAUGGAUGCAGUUCACCAAAGCAAAGAAGAAACGGAAGCAUCUCAGUCUGGCACUGUGAAAACUGCUAGUGAUGUUCCACACACUGUGUCAUCCAGCUGCAUCACUUCUACCUCAGGACAGGCUGUUACAGACAAACUGGCAUCAGUCUCUCAAAGAGAACUACCAUCUCCUGAGAAUGUAAAUGCUCAAUGCAAGUAUUUGAAUGGCAAUAUUCAUGACAGAGUUGAUGUCAAAGAAGGUCAGAAACUUCAUACCACAGACUCAGAGAGGUGUUCAGAGAAAAGAAGUUCAACACUGUCAUGUGUUCCUGCCAAUAACCAGAAGCAGAAUACCUGCAGGAAGGACUCGCGCUGUGAGCAAAGCAAACAUAGCACAGAGCCAAGGAGAAGAAAGAGCCGUUCGUGUAGCAGCAUAAACACUGAUGAGAGUAAGGGUAAGCGAGAGAGAAGCAGGCACAGAAGAGAUGCAAGUUACCAGGAUGAAAGAAGGAGGAGGGAAAGGAGGUAUUAUAGACACUCUAGCAGAAGCUACAGUCCUCGACGAAGUCAUAGUCCUCGUCGAAGAAGUGUAAGCCCCAGACGUUCACAUUAUAGAAGAACUCACAGUAGUGAACGUAAACGAGACAGAAGAGAAAAAAGUCGUAGUCGCAGAAGCUCAAGCAGGAAACGAAGGUACCGGAGGAGAUCACUGAGUAAGCAGAGGAGUACUUGGAGUGGGUAGUGGAGGCCCUGACUGUUUGAAAAGGCCGUGGUUGGACACAAGGGCCAGAAAGUUGUAAAUGAGACCUCACUGGUGUGACUGCUAUAAGAAAACACUUCUGAUUCAACAAAUGCAUAACUUGCAUCUAGUCCCUAAAAUAGAUGCCUGUUUUUUUUUUUUUUGAAGUUCUGUUGUGCUUUGUUGUCUCUUUCUAGGAUUCUACCACAAUGUAGUUGUACUGCUCGUAUUUGAAUUCCUACCGUGCUAAAAGCCAACCUGUUUCCUCGAUUUUCAGUUUUCUAAGUUGUAAUUUCAGCUGAUUUACUUUUUCCUCUCUUAUGUAUGUGCCAGUUACAGGAACUCCAGUUGUGACAAGCUUUGACCUACAGAUUUAUCUAAAAGGCUUUCUGGUGUACUUAAUGAAAUCAUGUUUAACAAAGUAGAAUUUUUCCUGAUUGAGACAGAUAACAAGACUUUCAUAUGAUUCUUAAAACUGACUAUUAAGAUAUGCAGGAAAUCUUUUAAACUGCUGUGAUUCCUUCAUACAUCUGUAUAGUGCCAGGCUUUGUUGCCCAAAUUAUUCUGGUAUGUAAUGCCCUUUGUGUAGUAAUACUUUCCAUGUAAGAAAGGCACACUGGUGUAGGAAGUAAAAAUCAGUGGUAAAAAGGUUGAAAAGUUGUGUUGUUGCCUUGUUGACAUACUUAGCUUUUAAUUACUUUGGGUGGUGUAGAGCCACUUGAAGCAUUUUUUCAGGUACGUACAGAGCUAGCCAUUGUCUUUUGAAAAAGGGGCCUUCUUGCUAAAUUAUUUUUACUUGUGUUGGAAAGUAAGGCUGCAGUGUCUCUUGUUAAAUGCAUUUAAGAAUACAUUUGCUUCUAAAAUGGAGCUCAGGAAUAUGAAAAGCUAUAACAUUACAGUGAAAGAAUUUAUUUUGCCUUUUUAUGGUAAAAUUAAAGAGAAAACUGUUUCCAGUGAACUGAA
Meleagris gallopavo (turkey) is the source of this 3531-nucleotide messenger RNA. It is a transcript of the gene AKAP17A, whose product is annotated as A-kinase anchoring protein 17A. Gene Ontology annotation, molecular function: protein kinase A binding; RNA binding. The record is from RefSeq and is a predicted model, not a curated record. Gene Ontology annotation, cellular component: cytosol; nuclear speck. NCBI's taxonomy places the organism in Eukaryota, Metazoa, Chordata, Aves, Galliformes, Phasianidae. Gene Ontology annotation, biological process: regulation of RNA splicing.